Messenger RNA from Sorghum bicolor (sorghum), 1971 nucleotides. RefSeq names its product eukaryotic translation initiation factor 2A. Gene Ontology annotation, cellular component: cytosolic small ribosomal subunit. Gene Ontology annotation, biological process: translational initiation. Gene Ontology annotation, molecular function: ribosome binding; protein binding; tRNA binding. The transcript has 13 exons. The coding region runs from base 176 to 1747 and encodes 523 amino acids. The record is from RefSeq and is a predicted model, not a curated record. Lineage: Eukaryota; Viridiplantae; Streptophyta; Magnoliopsida; Poales; Poaceae.
GCCUCACGAAAGCUUUAGCGCCCUAGUCCCACCUGUCAGCUGCGGUAGCAAGCAAACUGACAACACCCGCAUCUCCUGGACGCCGUCCCCAACCUCUCCGUCACGCGCCGCCGCCGCCCGUCACUGUGCUCGCGAUCCCGCCGGCGGCUCCAGAGGACUUGUCGCGUGCUCGGCCAUGGCAUCGCCACCGCCGGCCCUCGAGAUCCUAGUUCGCGAGCCCGACGGCUGCACGGUGUGGUCUGGCCCGCCAUACCCGCCGGGCACCACCACUCCGCCGCAGAGACUCCCAAAGACGGCGUGCAGCGCCACCUCUUUCUCCACCGACGGUGCCCGCCUCCUGGCGACUGUGGCAUCGGCCUCGGCCACCGUCUACGACUGCCGCACACUCGCCGUUGUCAAGUGCUUCGAGCUCCCGGGUCUCCUCGCCGCCGCGCUGUCGCCCACGGGGGCGUAUCUGCAGACCUUCCAGAAGUCAUCCUCGCCGCAGGAGAAGAAUGUCACGGUCUGGCACGUCGACUCAGCUGCUGCUCUCUACCAGCACUACCAGAAGAGCAUGUCUAAGGCCACCUGGCCAAUGGUUCAGUUUUCUGCGGAUGAAUCGGUCGCUUGCCGGAUGAUGCCUAAUGAGAUACAAUUCUUUGAUCCAAAAGAUUUUGCAAAAGGAAUUUUGUAUAGGAUAAGAAUGCCUGGCAUAGCUACGAUGCAGCUAGCAACUGCACCAGGAUCUCAUGUUGCUGGAUUCGUCCCAGAGGCUAAGGGUGUUCCAGCUAGCGUUCAGAUAUUUUCUUGCAACAAGGACACACAAAAUCAAGUUGUUGCUCGCAGGAGCUUUUUUCGUUGUUCCACUGUUCAAUUACACUGGAACAAAGGGUCCACUGGGCUUCUAGUUCUUGUUCAAGCUGACGUGGAUAAAACCAACCAGAGUUACUAUGGUGAAACCAAGUUGAACUACUUGACAACUGACAGGGCCUUUGAAGGAAUUGUUCCACUUAAAAAGGAUGGGCCAGUCCAUGAUGUGCAGUGGUCUUCCUCUGGCUCUGAAUUUGCUGUGGUUUAUGGAUUUAUGCCGGCCAAGGCAACAAUAUUCAACAAGAAAUGCAACCCUCUUGUUGAGCUUGGUGAAGGACCUUACAAUACAAUAAGAUGGAAUCCCAAAGGACGAUUUGUUGUAUUAGCAGGAUUUGGUAAUUUGCCUGGUGAUAUGGCAUUCUGGGAUUAUUCAGAAAAGAAAUUGGUAGCGAAAACAAAGGCAGAAUGUUCUGUCACAAGUGAAUGGUCCCCUGAUGGUCGUCAUUUUAUGACUGCUACAACAGCUCCGAGGCUCCAAAUAGACAAUUGUAUAAAAAUAUUUGACCACAACGGAUCUCUGCAGUUUAAGAAGAUGUUUGAAAGGCUGUAUCAGGCUGAUUGGAAACCUGAAGUACCUGAAAGAUUCAGUGACAUUGCUGACCUGACAACAUCCUUGAGUACCUUAAAGAUUGAAGAAACAAAAAAACAAGUUUCAGCACAAGGUUCCAAGUCAGCACAAACAGCAAGCAAGGCCCCUGCAAAUACAGCGCCAAAACCUACAGCAUACCGCCCACCUCAUGCUAAGGGUUCUGCAGAACUUCAGGACAAGCUCUUUGGUGGACUAGCUCCUGCAGGGGGGGAGAUGAGCAAAAAUGCAUUGCGAAACAAGAAGCGCAGAGAGAAACAGAAGGAAAAGAAAGCUGCAGAAGCGUCAGGCUCCCCUGCUGAUGAAAGUUGAUCUGUACUGGAUUUGUUUCAGCAUUUCCAUCCACCGAGUAUAACAGACAGUGACAAAUUAUUUCUUUCAAUCUGGUGAAACGGCCAUGCACCGAUUCACGUUUACACUGUAUGAAACUCUUCAUAGUUUGGUGCAGACAGUCGUUCUUUUUUUCAGUGUUAUACUGAGUUUGUAUAACAAUAUCGAAGAAACAGAAAAGUGAGGCUAUUUCAUAUUUUCAUAUA